Fraxinus pennsylvanica is the source of this 642-nucleotide messenger RNA. NCBI's taxonomy places the organism in Eukaryota, Viridiplantae, Streptophyta, Magnoliopsida, Lamiales, Oleaceae. The record is from the annotation of a GenBank genome assembly.
AUGAGGCCAGGAUGGACGGCAAAUGGCUUUGCAGAUCCUUCCAGACCUGCUUUUCAACCAUCUCCAAUUCCUUUGACUCCUAAUAAUACAAGAUCCAAUAGACAAAACAGGGGUAGGAUGAAUGGGCAUGUGCUACCACAGGGAGGCGGUCCCACAUAUCCAUCAAAUUUGCAACAAGUAUUAUCAAAAGAUUCAAGCAAGCACCAGCAUGUUGGGCAUGUCAAAUAUGUGCCAAAUGGGCGUUCAAGCAAGAUGAGCAAAGGAUCUCCUGUUCCCAUCGCUGAUGGAUCUGGUGCUGAGGGAUCAGAGAUGUUAAGUAGCCAGCUUGCUGCAGCUCCACCAGAGCAGCAGAAACAGAUGCUUGGGGACCGUCUGUAUCCGCUUGUCAGUCAACAUAAGCCUGAUCUUGCUGCAAAGAUAACAGGGAUGCUUUUGGACAUGGACAAUUCAGAACUACUGCUAUUAUUAGAGUCACCGGAGUCACUAGCUGCCAAAGUGGAAGAAGCUGUUCAGGUUCUCGAGCUCUCAAAGGCCAAACCCAAGAUGCAAUUCAUUCAAAUUACCUUUCUGCCCAAGUUGCAGUCAACUGAGAGGAAAGUGAUCAAAUUUCAAACACAAGUUUCUUUGACAUUCAUUGCCUGA